Asterias rubens (European starfish) is the source of this 4354-nucleotide messenger RNA. Its product is annotated as serine/threonine-protein kinase Nek10-like. The transcript has 32 exons. Gene Ontology annotation, biological process: protein phosphorylation. Bases 392 to 3934 code for a protein of 1180 amino acids. NCBI's taxonomy places the organism in Eukaryota, Metazoa, Echinodermata, Asteroidea, Forcipulatida, Asteriidae. The record is from RefSeq and is a predicted model, not a curated record. Gene Ontology annotation, molecular function: ATP binding; protein kinase activity; protein binding.
AGGAUCCGGAUGGUGGGGAAUUCUUAAGCCAAAUUCAUCGAUUCUACUUUAUUCAACAAGCAGUAAGUCUUUUUGUAUGACAUUGUCAGUUCCCGGUGUACACCGGCUUCUCAUCUCGGUGGAUUUUUGAUAGCUGACAUUGCUUUUUGAGGAUAGUUUCAUGCUGUAGGAUCCGCAAAGUGGUCGUGAAAAGACAAGACUUCAAAUUUGGAAGGAAAGAAAUUGUAACUAAAAGAAUGCUGGCCACUUUUUUGGAUCUCAAAUGCUGCGUGUAAAUGCAACCGACGACAGUUUACACUAGAACUUUUUAAGAGGGACGACUAGCGUGAGGUUUAUCCUUAUGUGAAUCCUCUCAGAUCAUGUGACUAGGACAUGUGACUGCCCUGACAUCAUGCCUAGUGAGGAGAGAAAAGCACGACAGUCCGAACUCAACAAAGAAACCAAAGAAUUAAGUAGACUACUCGGGUUGCUAAAUACUCCUGCCAGUAAACAACAACUGCCGUCCUUAGACUAUGACCCGGCAAACAAUAACAACAACAAUAAUGCAGUGAAGUCAGCCAAUGGGGUGCAGAAGCCCACAAAGUCUGGCUCAUGCCAACACCAGAGCUCCGAAGCUGUUGCUCUCGAGAACUUCAGCACAAAGUACCAAAGUGAACGACGCUUCAGUACACACAAUCACCAUAACCAAUUUGACCAGAUCUUCAAGUCACUUGUGAAGAGCAGAUUAUGCCAAAUAGAAUGGGCGGAGAGGGCUCCACCAGAGAACAUCGUCAGGGUUCUUCUUUGCCUUCGACUGCUUCUCAGGGACCAAGUAUACCAGAAAAAGUUGUUCGAGCUGGAUGGAGUAAAAGUGCUCUCAGAGAAAUUGCAAGUUGUUACAGAGAGUUAUCUUCGCAAUGGACAGCAGCCAUUCUUGGCGGACAUUCUCAAAGAAAUGACAAAUAUUUUCCAGAAGUUAGCAAGUGAUGGUAAACAGCGGGAGUGGCUCAUUGCUUGUGGUGCACACAAGCCUUUGGUUUUGUUGCUCUCAGCCAGUGAUGUCAUGGUACUCCAUUGUUCCCUGUAUGCCCUCAUUAGUAUUGCACAGAGUCCCGAGCCGAUAGCUGUGAUUGGUGAAUUGGAUUGCAUCGAAACACUGCUGAGAAUUAUUCAAGAAUACGACAUUCUUUCAAGAAAGUUGGCAGCGGUCUUGCUGCGGUACCUCUGUGUUGAGAGUCAGGUGAAAGAGCAAGUGAAGAUAUGCGAUGGCAUCCCAAUCCUGCUUAGCGUCUUACAUUGUGAUAAUAUAAAGCUCCUACUGAAUGUGGUUUGGUGCGUUGUUCUCUUAUCUGGUGACCCGGACACCAGCAAUGACGUCAGAAUCAUGGGUGGAAUUCCUCUCUUGCUGUCAUUACUCCAGGGUAAGCACUUUACGACAGACCAGACCCCAACGAGCAGUUUACCAAGUGCCAGCUCAUCUGGAAGAAUGCUGUCAUUUCCUGAAGAAACUGAGGAAGUACAGUUAGCAGAUAUACUCGCCUUGCAAUCAGCCUGUUGUUCUGCUUUAACCGAACUUGUUCUGAAUGACACCAACGGCCAGCAGAUUGUACUGAACAAUGGAGUCUAUUGUCUUGGCAUGCUGAUCUUCCCACAAGAAACAAGCAAUACGAGAGAUGCAGAAGCAGUUAGCAACUUACAGAAAAAUGCCUUCCGAACCCUACGCUUCCUGUUCAGCAUGGAGAGAAACCGUCAGAUGUUCAAACGCCUCUUCCCUCCUGACCUCUUUGAAGAGUUUAUCGACGUGGGUCACUAUGUCAAGGAAAUCAAUGACUACAAGAAACUGGUUACAAGAGUCAAUAGUCUAUCAGAGGAGAAGAUCCAAGAGAUACAGUUGAAGUUCCAGGAGGCCAAUCAGAAUAAGGAGCCAUCCAAGUCCAUCUCAGGCUACCUUGUCUAUGAGCACCUUGGGACGGGCGCUUUUGGAAGUGUCUACAAGGUGAAGAAGAACACGGGGGAGAAUUUCCUGGCACUUAAAGAGAUCCGAUACAACAAUCCCGUCGUUGGCAAGACAGUCAAGGAGAAAGAUAAGAGCAUUGAUAGCAUCGUCAGCGAGCUCACCAUCAUUAAAGAGCAUCUCAGACAUUCAAAUGUUGUCAGAUACUAUCGGACAUUCAAAGAAAUGGACAACCUGUACAUCGUCAUGGAGCUGAUAGAGGGUGCUCCACUCUACGAACACUUCAACUCGCUGAAGGAGAAAGGGGAACGGUUCUCGGAGGAGCGCAUCUGGAACAUCUUCAUUCAGAUUGUCCUGGCCCUGCGCUACCUCCACAAAGAUAAGAAGAUCGUCCAUCGAGAUCUGACGCCCAAUAACAUCAUGCUGGGAGAGAAUGACAAAGUUACGAUAACUGAUUUUGGACUGGCUAGACAGAAGCAACCAGACUCAAGUAAGAUGACUUCGGUCGUUGGAACCAUUCUCUAUAACUGCCCUGAGAUCAUCCAGAGCCAGCCGUACGGAGAGAAAGCCGAUGUCUGGGCAGCGGGGUGCAUCCUCUACCAGAUGGCCAUGCUCAGGCCACCGUUCUACAGCUCCAACAUGCUGGCCCUCGCCAGUAAGAUUGUUGAGGCAGACUACGACCCGAUACCCAAGGAUGACUACUCAGAAUUGAUGAUCUCAACGGUCAGAAAAUGUUUGACGGCCCAGCAGGAUUUCCGACCUGAUAUUGUACAGGUUGGGGGUUUGAUUGCUGACAUCAUGAUGCAGAAUAUGGAUACACUGCGAACCAAUCAGAUCAGCCUAGAGAAGAAACUAGACAGAGAACGCAAACGCACCCAGAGACACCACAACGAAGCGACGAAGAACAUGCAGAAUUACCACCGUCUGUUCUUAGCGUCACAAGAGAGAUACGACAGAUUAGCCAACUUAGCUGGGAGCGGUGGAGCUUCAAGCAUUAAGAGUGACUCCGACUCAAAUGAUGUUUUUGAGUCAAGCGAUGAGCAGCCAAUGCCGAGUAGACCUCAACAUGGUGGGCGGUCACGUUACCUUCACGCUAGCACUGCAGAGAUGGACAAGAGCGUAGAGAGUGGCAUUGAAGAGGAUGAGUCAAGCUUGGGAUGUGACAGUCUAGACAGCAGUGGGAGCAGCUCAGUGCUCGGGUCCAGUCUCAACCUCAGUUCCAGUCAGGGGCGUGGCACCUUUGCCGUGCCACGCCCUCCCACUGUUGCCAAGAGCAACGGAGGAGGGAUGCGUUCUCUUACGCUUGAUGUGCAAGCUGUAAAUCGAGCUUUGGGACAAUCCGCUCUUCCGUCACUCAAUGAUGUGACGCAACCCGGUACUGAGAGAGGGCGCUUGCUGAGGUCACAGAGCGGGUCCUUCGUUGAGACCCUUAGGAGACAGUCAUCUAACAGCGGCAAACCAAGACCACCGUCAGCUGCAGCCACCCUGACCAUUUCGCCCCGCAAAGUCCGUCAGAUAAGCGACCCCGUCAUGAAGAUGCUCAACACCAUCAAGAAGAUCAUCUUCAUCUGUCAGCUUCCUCCGACGCUCUCCCCAAACCCUCGUCGUAAAGUUAUCGAGCGGUUCAAGAAGGCACUGUUUUCCCUUCAGAGUAGCUCGGUCAACCUCAAGAAUGAAAUCAAGAAGCUCAUCGUCGGGUCCAAAGAGUUGAUCGAUCUGAACCUAUGCUCCAAUGAAGCUUCCUACCUCUUGAAGCAAGCGAGCCAUGAAGAAUCUCACAUCCAAGUCUCCGGUGAGAAGCCCUCUAGUGGCAGCCUGGAUCCCAACGAUACGGAGAUCGGAAUCACCUACGAGCAGAUGCAGAUGUUUAUAGAAAGUGUACUAAGGGAGAGUGGGUACUACACAAUGACCCCAAACGCAAGGAAUCGGAGCUUGCCUCUUGGACCUAUCGUGACCAGCCCUCCAACUCUCAGACGGAGCAGUGCUUUUGAGGUAGGUUAGUCCUAAAGAUCACCGUCAAUAGUCUGCGGAUGACAAUACAAGCACAAGCAACGACGACGGCUCCAAGCCCAAUCUCUGAAACCAUGCUUAGCAGAUUAAAUAUCAACCAGGGGGUCAGCUUCAUAUAGCUGUUAAGCACAAACAGUUACUAGGUCAAAUUUUCUGCUGAACUCUUUCAUGAACUUGGACCCAGAGCUCAAACUCAGUGUGAGUGUAUUUCCUUUUUAUCGGUUUAUCUCAACGGACCAAAGGUUUAUUUACUAGAUUCAAACUAGCGAGAGAAUGUUUGUCUGUGAGAAGAGAGAGUGAUUGGUAGAGGCUUAGUUUGCAAGAGAAAAUAAUUGGUUAACGAGCGAUGACUUAAAUGAACUGGACACUAUUGGUAAUUACUUUUCUUUUUUUUUAAUUGUAGCGAGCAAU